AUGGAAACGUUUAAGCCCCCGAGUGCAUUGAAUUUGAUGGGAAACUUGCGAGAGAACUGGAGGCGAUGGAUUCAGCGAUUCGAGUUGUUUUUGACCGCGUCAGGGAAAGUCAAAGAAACGGAAAAAGUCCAGUGUGCAAUUUUACUUCAUCUCAUCGGUGAUGAAGCCCUCAAAAUCUACAACACGUUUACGUUUGGCGAGGGUCGUGAUAAGUUCAGCGUGUUGAAGAAGAAAUUUGAAGAUUAUGUGAAUCCUAGAAAGAAUACUGUAUUUGAACGAUAUAAAUUCUGGGAAUGCAAACAACAAGAAGGCGAAACAAUCGACCAAUUUAUAACGGAGUUGAAAACACAAGCUAAGUCAUGUGAAUUUGGUGAUCAAACGGACAGCAUGAUUCGAGAUCGUAUAGUAUUUGGGGUGAGUGAUAUUCGAUUAAAAGAACGAUUGCUUUGUGAAUCGUCUGAACUCACUCUUGAAAAAGCUGCAA
Molecule: messenger RNA, 484 nt
Organism: Paramuricea clavata
Lineage: Eukaryota; Metazoa; Cnidaria; Anthozoa; Malacalcyonacea; Plexauridae
Source: the annotation of a GenBank genome assembly